UCAGUCACUCAGUCGCAGUCGGCGAGUCGCUCUCGACUGCGCGGCGCGAUCGCGUGGGCGUCUCGCUUCUCCUUUGCUACCUCUCUCUCUCUCUCCUCUCUCUUUUUUUUUUUUUUUUUAAAUUCUCCUCGUUCUAUUCUGUGCGGUGUUAUAACUUGGUGACGAGGGAGCUUGACCGAGAGGGCACGCCUUCGCCUUUUCACCGGCGGGAUUAUCUUGCUGCAGCAGGAAUGCGCCAGGCCGGCUGUGAUUUUUGAGAGCCCGAGGAAAAAAGAGGUAAUGAUGUAACGGGACUUUCGCUGUCGCUGUCGCGGUGAGGCAACAAUGUCCACACAAUGCAAUCGCUUCGUGCAAAACGCCUGGAAGAAGGAGCUCUGCUCGAACUGUUUCAAGCCGAAGGAGGAACACGCGUCGGCCGACGAUGGCCUGAGACUGAACGUCGAGAAGGCUUCGACGAAUUUGAAGAUUGAUCAUCUUCAGCUACAAAGUAUCCUACGUGGCAAGACGGUUUGUCGGAAGGACCAGCGGAAGAAGAACGUCGGCUUCCCCGAGUCUCUCACCGAGGUAAUCGGCUAUGGCGGCGACGACUUCUCGGACGGCGAGGAAGACCGGGAUGGACCGAUCGACUCCUCCGCAAAGGCGGAGGACCUGGUGCCAGAUAGCGAGGAGGAACGCGCGUUGUUCGAUUUGACUCGCGCGAACACGAACUUCAAUACGGUCACCGCAAAUUUGACGGACGUCGAGAGUUCGCAGGACACGAUCAAAUCGUCAACGGUGUCGCCCGCCAAAUCCUUCGCCUCGUUGAUGCUGGGUAAAGUACAGAGAGACGCUGAAGGUAAAAAGACAACCCUCUUGGUGUCCGUGACUCCUUUCGGCGGAGACGAAGGAGUGCCCACUGCCAAGAGGCCAGUCGAUCGGAAAAUCAACACGAUCAACUUGCAAACCAGUCCGUUCAGAUUGAAGGCCGGCGAUGGUGGAUCGCCAGAUAACACUGCCGAAGUCACGAAGAAACUCAAUGGGUCGGAGCGGAAGAAGACUGACGAGCAGGAACAAAAGUCUCCUCCGGAAUUGGAGAAGAUCAUGGACAUGCCGUUAAUCACGUCUACCAACAUGAUUUCCAUCAUGCGGAGGGAAACCACGGCGGAUAUCGCCGCCAACGCAGAUGCGGCGAAGACGGCGGAAACAACGACGCAGAAAUAUUCGCCCGUCUGCAAAGCCGACAAGAGAAACGUCGCUAGCGUCCCCCUUAACACCGUUUCAGCGAUGAAGAAGAUUGAAAUCGAGCCGAGGAUACCUGCGCAAUCUGCGCCGAGCAGCGACGUGGGAGAGAGCGUAAAGAGGACGACAGCGAAUAAAAGCGAGUGCGCGAGACAAGAUGAGGGGAAGGAAGAGAGAGUUGAGCUUGCCUCGUCGAAGAACGAGGAGGCACCGGAGAAGGAGCGAUCGAUGAACGUCGACAAGAACAUCGUCAACAAGGACAAGGAAGCUCCGAUGUCGCAGGUUCGCGAGGUCGAAGGAGAGUGCGACGGCGCGGAGCGGAAGAAAUUCUGCUUCGACAGCAGCCGCGAGCUCGCGGGCGAACCGGAUGGCAAAGCAGACGAGGAGGAGGUGAUAGAACCACCUGCGCUACCCAUGAGCCCACCACCGAUCAUAACUACGGAACCGAGAUCUUCUUUCCUACAUGGCGGCGUUAAUACUGACCCGAAGGUGAAGCCCAUUGUACCGCAGAAACCGGUGACUUUUCUCGCGAAGGCGAACACGAACGAUGGCCCACUUGCCGCGAGGAAAAUUCCCAACGGCGACUAUGUAUUACCACCGCCGUCGGUGCAAACUGUUGUCGGUAGACCCGUUCAGAAUUUAGGUACGCAGGAUAUGAGCUCUCGAUGUUCAGCGAAGAAGAACGUUACGAACGAGAUUUUAUCGGAUCCCGAUCAAGUCUCUCCGACCAUUAUAAAUCAAAACUUGGACUCUGAAGAUCAAGCGAAAAUUUCAUCGAAAUCCGCUCUCUCGCCGUUGCCUCCGCCAGCCUCGUCGCGAGAUUAUCCGAUGAAUAAUGAAGAAAUAGACGACAACAUCACGCUGGACGAGGAGUUUCCGGAAAUUACUCCGGUUUCUGUCUCCACGAUGGAGCUCGUUCGUUCGCCGAAUAAGAGAAGAAUGGCUCCGCGACCGCCGGAAUCUGCGGAGGACUUUCUGCCGGUGUCCUCUCUGUUCGCCAGGAAUCCGGGGGCGAAUCUAAAGUCCGAUUCCCCGGUCGUUCGCGAGAAAGAGAAACGGGAGAGAUCGUCCUCGUGCAGUCCGAAGUUCCGCAAGGCUGUCUGCGAUCUGCCAGAUCCGACAAACUCGAACGUUAAGCAACUGCCCAUCGAAUCCGUACCUAGAAGAACGAUAUCCCUGUCGCAGGAUAGUCUGACCACGGAAAAGGAAAUCCGGGAGGAGAAGAAGAGGGGUAGAAACCGAAGGGGUUUUUCCCUCAAGAGAUUUCUGAGAAUGGGCACGCGGAAGGACAUGGACGUGAUCACCGGCCAAACAUCGGGCGCGAAGACCGACGAGAUACCGUCGACGCCGCAACCGAAACCGCGAUUAGAGAUAAUCCAUCCGUUGGAGUUGGACGGUGCCGCGGUCGAGGUGGUAGGAAAUGACAGGAUCAAUGCCAGGACGAGCGAGGAUCAGACGGAUUUCUGCGGUGCCAAAAAUGACGGUUCGAGAACGGCGCGAUUUCCUCCAUCAACCGCGGCGAGGCCCGGGAAACCGCCCCCGCCGCCGAGAAAUCAAUCCCUCGAGGAUUGGUCGAGGCUAGAUUCGACAAAUAAGCCCGUAAGACCGCCGCCACCUCGCGCGGAAAUCAAAUUAAACGUCGCCUCAUCGAGAAACGACAAGACAUCGUCGAAAGCCACUUGGAGGCCGACCGCCGCGACGACCUCGGACUCGAUUUACGCGAAUCUGGCAGCGGAGGAUGUUACAGGUGAGGUGCGCAGCGCCUUGGCGCCUUCGAAACCCCAAAGAACUGCCAGCAUGAGGGACCGAGCUGUCUCCCAACCCGUCUCGAAAAGGGCGUCGGACACGUCGACCGAGGGUCAACAUCGGGAUUACGGACUCGCUGCUGCACGACCAACAUCCGACUCGCCGACAUCCAAUGACAGUCAUGUAUAUGAAUGCCUCUCGAGUUCGCCUGAGUGCGACUCGAAUCUCGAGCUGCGGCACGGAAAUAGUAAUGGAUUCCGCGCCGCUUGCAAAAGGAAGUCCGAUAGCAGUGCGAUGAACGGGGAAUCGAAGGUCCACCAUCAACCCUUUGUGAGGUCGACCUCAUUGCCAUACUGCGGCAGCGAGACCGAGAGCGAGCUCUACGCGCCGUACACUUUUUACACCGGCGACGAGGGCGCCGAGGAGGAUCAGGAUUGGAAAAACACAUUGGAGGACGAGCCGAGGAUGGGCCGCUUGAGGCAACGCCGUGGACGCACCAUCGUUCAUCGAAGUCUUGAAGAUAAUUACGGCGCGGUGGUUGUGGCGAAUCACGAAGCGCUCGCUCAAUUUCUUGAACAGGAAAAUCAAUCCGUUCAAUUUCCGUCAAAUCUUCGCGCCCUCAAGAAUGCGAAUCCACAAUUGAAACACUUUAAUGUCGACACACUAUCAUCAAUCUCUAUCGGUAGAAGGAUAUUUUGUCCAGCGACGUGGAAUGAUCAGAACGUUAUUCUCUGCAUAGCAUUCGAUUUGGCCAUGCCCAUGCCGCAGAAGGAUUUCUAUUUGGCGCCCGUGAUAGAAUUUGUAGAUAGAGUACCGAAGGAAAUAAUCGAGAAAGUCCAAUCGUCUGGAAACGACGAUGUCGAAGCCACAAUCUCAGUUCUUCCAUGUCAGCACAUCACCACCAUACAAUCGUUCGGGGCGAUGUCCAAGGAUAUGAACGGCGAAGGCACAAGCAGAGAAGCGUCGUUCAUUCUUCUCCAACUAGUGAACGCGCUGAAGAGCCUUCAAGCACGCGGAAUCGAGGACGCGAGCAGAUCUCUGAGCGACGUCGUACUCUGCAGAGAGGACAUUUAUUAUCGGCUGUACCUUCUGCAAGGGAGGUUAAACAUAGACCUGAGUGACGAGCCUGGCGAGGAACGGGUCUCCUUGUGCGAGUGCGCUUUAAUAGCACUGCAACAGUUGCAUCUCACGAGCGAGCUUCCUCUCAUACAAGAUUUGCUGAUAUGCGAAAAAGCAGUCACUCUCUCGCAGGUAAAAUCCGUGUUGGAAUUUUCAUUGUGGGGUCCAGCUGACGUACCACUCGGUGGUCCACGAGAGAGAGAAGUGGCACUUCAGAGAUGGCUCGACCUUGAGCGGGCAAACGUGCUUCAUGCUCUUGUCAAGACGAAGGCAGCUUUAACCGUUAUAGAUGAAUAUCAAUUAUUAUUCUUGGUACGAACCACUGCUAAAAUUAUGAGCGAGGCAUCAGUGCUCCUCGAUGAGCAACGUAAGCGAUUGGUACAAAGAUGCUGAUACAGUCUCCAUUAUAUAUGGUGUAAGCUAGUAAAAACAUUAAAAUGUAUCCGGCGAAGAAAAAUUAACAUUUACAUCAGUAAAUGGAAAUCUGAA
Messenger RNA from Pogonomyrmex barbatus (red harvester ant), 4572 nucleotides. RefSeq lists its product as uncharacterized. NCBI's taxonomy places the organism in Eukaryota, Metazoa, Arthropoda, Insecta, Hymenoptera, Formicidae. The record is from RefSeq and is a predicted model, not a curated record.